CGUCGUCCCCAGUCUUUUCUUCUGGUGGACCACACUCUUUUGUCUCAGUCAAGUCAAUCCUCCCCAUCAUCGACAAUGCCUCCCACGAAGAGGCAGCUAUUCGAGACGUACGCCAACGCGUCCAGUGCGUCUCCUCCUAGGAGUGUCUCGAAGCGUGUGAAGACUACUGAGAAGGAAAACGACGAUGAGAGUGACGGUGCCCAGCCAGCUGGUGCUACUCGAACUCGACCUCAAAAGAAGACUGCGGAGUUGUCGGAGGCAGCGGAGAACGAAAAUGAUGAUGCGGGUGCUGCUCAAGCUCCUGAGAAGAUCUCAGAGCAGUCGGAGGUCACCGUACAAGAGGAUGAAGCGGAUGCUGACGCUGAUACUUCUGUGUCUGCGACCACGGACGAUGAAUUGACUGCGAGAGAGCAGCACGAGGCAGAGAACGCUGCUCAAGCCAAGAUCGUCAAUGAUAAAAUGGCAUCCCCCGAGGGACUCGAGUACCGCUGCAUGCCCCGCCCUUGGCAGGAUCUACGUCGCGAGUGGCGUGACGCUGCUUACAACAAUGCAACUAGCGAAUCCUUCGACGGAGAAUCAGUUGAGGUUGGAGGAGCCAAGGAGAUGGAGCGUGCCCAGGAAGAGAGCAAGAGAUUCUUGGAGAAGACUCCCGCUGAAGCACCCUCAUGGCGCUGGACUGUGACCAACAUGGCCAACUAUCUGGUCAACACUUACAAAGACGAUGCAGAAUGUAGGAAUCCUGACAACUUCGGCAUGUACAUCUACAACGACUUUGCUGGGUAUGGAUUGCAAGAAGUCAUUGAGAAUCAGCUGGUUAUGUUCCACGAGGAGUUCAACAAGGAGGACUGCGAUCCUCACCGACUGUUCGUGUACAUGGAGGCUAUGGCGAUCUGGCUGUUCACGAGUGAUAUGUCUCACUGGACUGGUCUCAACGAUGGCGCGCGUGUGUCUGCGACUAUGGAUAUCAUCGGACGAUGCCUUCUUACUAGCUUGAACGCACUUGAGCGUGCCGACCUUUUGGAGCCGGGCUCAAAAGUCAAGAACAUCCCUAUGGUUCUUUCCAUGUUCUUGGACUUCGCAGAUGACGGAGAAGGCACUACAGCUAUGCACUUCGACAUGGAUGGCAACGAAAACCCUCAGACAUGGCCCUACUUCGUGGUGGCCUACGUGAACGCACAUGGCAUCGAUAUCGAAGGCAAGGGCUUGUACGGAAUUGACAGCAUCGCCGACGGAUACGAUGAUGAAGAAAUGGCAAUCUUCGAGGAGCAUGAGCCCGGACCGGAUAGAUGGGGCUUCAGCGCCGCGUUUGAGGCCUUUGCAACUCAUUGGGAGGUACACGCGGGCCAGAGCAACAAAUACGACAUCAUCGCUAUGGAGCCUGAGGAGCGGAUGGAAUAUGCUUUCGACCACCAAGACCCUCUUGAUACCAUGGACCCCGACUACCUCAUCCAUUAAGCCAACCGGCUGGGAUAUCUCGCACCGUCAGCUUCACACUGAUCCUAAUAGCCAGGUAAGCUUAUAGUUUCAUUUUGGAGCGAGCUGGAGCGGCGAUGGUUGGUUUAGGCGUGGGCGAGUUCUACAUGCCACCAAUUCCGAUAGACCCUGGACACUGUACAGCCUACCAAGGCUUGGAUGGUAAGCUGGCCGUGUGCUAAGCUUGGUUGAUGGAUUUCCAAUAGUUGUCACGGA
Mytilinidion resinicola is the source of this 1689-nucleotide messenger RNA. RefSeq lists its product as uncharacterized. The record is from RefSeq and is a predicted model, not a curated record. NCBI's taxonomy places the organism in Eukaryota, Fungi, Ascomycota, Dothideomycetes, Mytilinidiales, Mytilinidiaceae. The transcript has 5 exons. The coding region runs from base 76 to 1455 and encodes 459 amino acids.